Messenger RNA from Octopus sinensis (East Asian common octopus), 4177 nucleotides. RefSeq names its product testis-expressed protein 10. The transcript is spliced from 14 exons. Lineage: Eukaryota; Metazoa; Mollusca; Cephalopoda; Octopoda; Octopodidae. The record is from RefSeq and is a predicted model, not a curated record. The coding region runs from base 1514 to 4105 and encodes 863 amino acids. Gene Ontology annotation, cellular component: nucleus; MLL1 complex.
UCUAGUUCAGGGAUAUUAUUACCGUUGCGUCACCUUAGACAAGAUCUUCGGAUUUAUUUGCGCAACAAUUAUUAAUUUCCCUGAAGAGUAAUUUUUUCGCCGGCCUAGGACAGAAAGGGCUCUCAGUCCUGUGGAGGCAAACUGUCUGUGAGUGUUCAUGAUAAAAACACACACACACAUCGUGAUAUGAUUUUAAAAAAUUUCCUAUGGGAAGCAGGCUCGAUAGACCGCAAAUUUUUUAUUGCUUUUUAUUAGCUGUAAGUGUAUUUAUAAUGUUAUGAUACCUGAACCGUGGAGUUCAGUAAGAGACAUGAAGUCAAUUGGGAUCAUAUUUGUAGAAGAGGAUUUUAUAUGGUCGACCUUAACUCCCAGAAAUAGCAACCAAAUUUAUCUCAGGUCACAUCCUGUUUUAGAAAAAUAAAGAAAAAGGAGAGACACGGAUCAUGUACUAAGAAUCUUCUAAAGCGAUGGAAUGGUCCCUGUUGGAGUGUCUUUGAUCAUAAGCCUGCUCGAUCAGGGUUGACCUGGGGUUAAUAAACACCAGGAUACUUGGAUGCCUUUAACGGAGUUCGUUCAGACCAGACUGCGGUCACGAUUUUUCAACAGAUGUUCAGACUGGACGUCGGUCACAACAAUCUCACCGCUUUCUGAGGGUAUGGCAAAGGUUAAGGGCAUUGCCUCUACUCCCUUAACAUAGAAAAAAAAAAAAAAAAGCAUCUCAUUCUAAAAAAAGGAUUUAAAAAAAAAUGUAACUAUAUAAAAUAUAUUUAAAUCACAAGUCUCUGAUGUUGUACCAGCUUUGUUUUGCUACGAAGGAAAGGUAAAUAAAACGGAUAUCUGCAAAAGUAAAAAUAAAUGAUAAAACAUUCGUCUAUAUGAAGCGAGUAAAUAAACAUUUCUAUAGAAUAAUAUCAAUACAUAUGUAACCCCACUUCUGCUCAUCAUCCGCCACUAAAGAAAUUAUUCUAUUUCUACUUCACAGAAACUGCAACAAGAACUUCGCAGUUGUAGCUAUUUCCUUUCCCUGACACCUUUUCUUAGACGGAGAAUUAACGCUACACAGUUUUAUCGUCUUCGUCUCCCCUUAAUGAAAUCAUCAAUGUUUUUUUUUUUACUUAAGAAAACCGGUUUUCUUUCACAGCCACCACCUCACAUGCUGUUAGGGUCCUUUUUCAAAAACAGAAAAAAAUACUCGCUACCAAAAAACGUCCAAGACCGAUCGUUUUAUUUUAUUUAUUUAUUUUUGUUCAUUUUAUUACUUGUGCAGCUAAUACACUCGAUAAUAAACACGAAUGCUAUCGGCAAUACUCCUUUAAUGGUCUGUUAUUAAACAGGCCCAAAAGAUAAACCUGUUACGUAUUUGUCAAAAAGCAGGCUGUGACAGCUUUUGUGACUUGCCGAAAAGUGGGACGAUUCCUGUUCAUCGGCUCCAUUUCAUUUACCACGUGCUCUGCCGUGUGUUUCAGCAGUCGUCAACUUAUGGCAGGAAAUUCCCUUUAAACUUCCAAACAACAUGGGCAAAGCAAAACAGAAAUUAAAGAAGAAAAAAAAUGAAGAUUUUAAAAAGAGAAAAGUCAAAGUUGGCAAAAAGCUGCCGAAAAAGGAUAAUUUUACAGACACCAGCUUUAAAACCAGAACCAUUCAAGUGCUGCAACAUAUUCGUACCAAAGAUCCAUCUUUACCAACUACAAAACGUAAUUUAAGUAUUAAGGAUUUGAUGAGCCAGUGUCAACAUUACAACUCUACAAUCCGCAGAGAUGGCGUGAAUGGAUUACGAGAAUUGUUGGUUGAUUAUCCCGAACUUCUGUCUGAAAACCUAUCACAAAUUAUGCAGAAGAUAGCUGAACUAUUCAUUGAUAAAGAGAGUAAUGUCCGCCAGGCCAACUUACAUCUGCUUAAGUCCAUCUUACCAUUUGUCAGUGAAAACGUACUCAGUCCUUUCUUUCCUCUGUUAAGUGCCCAUCUGUGUUGUGCCAUGACUCACAUUGAUGAAGCCCGUCAGCAACACUCAUUGUCAAUUCUUGAUCUGCUUCUACAUCAUUAUCCAAAGCAGCUUAUCCAAAAUUCAUGCCAGCUGUUACCAAACUUUUUACAGCAGAUUUCAUUAAUACGCCAGUCCCAUGGUAAAAAAGUUUUAGGUAAAUUAUCCAAGAACAAUUUCAUGGAUUCUAAAUCAACCCGUUCUCUAAGUGCUGACCCCAAUAGCAAAUUAUCUUCCAUCAAAUGGAGGUUGGGUGUUUUGCAGCGUAUCUCUAAAAUGUUAGAAUUAAUAAUUGCAGAAGAUAACCAUACAGUAUCAGGACUUAAUGGUUCAGUGUCCAACUGUUUAACAGCUAAUGGAAUUCAUCCUAAUUCUAGUAAGAAUGGUGUUGUUAUUCAAUGGACUGACUAUGAAGAGGAUCAACGUGUUAUACUUCGACUGAAUGAACUUUAUCAAGUGAGAAAGAAAAACAGUUCAAGUGGUCGUCAUCUGCUUAAGGACAAAUCUUAUGUGCAGCGUUUCAUCAGAACACUAAUUCCUUUGAUUCUGGAAUGCUGGGUAGAAUGCUGUCCUGAAAUAAAAGUGGCCUGUGGUGAGUCUCCUAUUUCCAUAGAGUCACUACCAGUGUUGGCUACUUUGGCUGAGUUAUUAAAACUGAUAUGUCAGUACAUUGACUUAACUAAACAGUUGGAUAACAUAGAAAUGCGUGGUUGGUUAGUGAAAACCUACGGUACUGAGAUGGUUCAGCGAAUUAUGACAGUCUUCCCUUAUAGUACCUACACAAAUGAUGACUUCCAAUUUGUAGAUCAGCCUCACAAUUCCUCACUGAAUAAUGCAAAAGAUGCACAAAAUCUAGCUCUUGAAAAACAGCUUAACCUUGAUGUGUGUUAUGUUCUAAGUUACCUAAUAACAGAUAACCGGAAUUGUAGUGUGGAACUUGUCAACAAAUCUUUGACGCCUUUCCUUCAUUAUAUGGAGAGUUUUCUUCACAAAUAUCAAGUUAAAAAGAAAUACGUACAGUUGUUUGUUCAAAUUGUUGUACAGCUUCUGUCAGUGGACGGUAAUAUUAAGAUUCUUCAAUCAUUAAUCAAAUUAAUCAAGGUCAUGCUUCAUUCAUACAACACUGUAAGCUUGUUCUCCAUGGAAAAGGUCAUUUUAACCAAUUUUUUCUUACAUUUGGUGGAGAAACACCAGCAUGAAAUGUUAACUGGCUUGUUUGAGCAGUUUCUGUCAACAUUGCCAGCUUUAUUGGUUCAAAUCAUCAGCCACAGUGCUCAGAUAGAUCAUAUUCCUGCAGCUGUCACCCCAAUUCUGAAGGCUAUCAAGAGAGCAGCUUGCCAGAAGCAAAGUAGCUUACAAGAUCAGCUUCAGAAUGAACUCCUCAACAUUUUUAGUCUCAUACCCCGUGUUAGUGCUGUCUUGCAACGAGACAUGCUCGAGAUCGUCUAUCGUCUAGAUCAUUUCACUGACAAGCAGUUAAAUAAGAUAGUGUUACUUAGUCGAAGUCCUGCAGUGUUGAUUGAAAAUAUUGCUUACAUUCUAGAGAUUCUACAACACAGACUGAUUCGAUUAAGUUCUCCUUCUUCAACUGAAGUCAACCAAUAUUUCACUCUCCUUUUCUCUACUGCUUUAGGUCAGAACCAGAAAGAACUUUCAAGUUUGCCUAAUCAAUCUGAUCUAAAUUCACUGCAUUUAUCUGGAGGGAUGCAAGGUACAAGAGUGUUGUUUUCUACUCAGUCUGCACCCACUACACGGCAUUGUCAGAUUGUGAAAGUUGUUUGUUCUCUGCUCACCAGUUGGCCUAAUACAUCUCAGGUUCAGAUUUUCAUGGAUAGGUUACUCUGUGAUCUGUUGGAACGUUAUGCAUUGCUAUCUGAGGAAACUGCUCUCGGUGUAAUAAAUAUCGGUAAUGCAGUUGAUAUACAUAAACUAUACAUGUCGCAAGUAACUAUCUACCUGACCCACUUAUGUCACAACGUCCUACAUCAGCUGAAGUACAUGAACGACACAGAGAACAGCAUCUGGCUGCAUACAAAUCAACGUGAUGAACUUUGGCAUUCUGCCAUCACAUUCCUUAAACUUCCAACACACACUAUAUCUCAGUUGGUGGCUGACAGUAUAUAGCAUUAGCUGUGAUGCAAGACUGAAUUUUAUGAAAUAUCAAUAAUUAUAUUAUUAAAAUAUUUGUUUCAUAUA